AUGUCUAUCUCGGAUAUCAGAAUUGUGUGCAUAUUGGUGCUGUGGAUUAUUGGUGUGCAGUCAGCACGCGACGCUUUGGUGAAUGCACGGGGAGAGUUCCUGCCACAUAUACGCCUUGCUAAGGAUCUCAUGGAUAAAAGAAGGUACGACUCCCGUGUACGCCCGGUUAUGAAUCACUCCAGACCGACAACGGUUUCAUUUUCGAUGAGUCUCUACCAAAUACUAGCAAUUAACGAAAAACAACAAAAUGUCGACUUGAACGUGUGGGUAAUCCAAAAGUGGAAAGAUGACUUUCUUGGAUGGAAUCCAUACCUUUACGGAAUGAUGAACACCACCAUACUUCCAUACGAUGCUAUAUGGCUGCCUGAUACAUACCUUUAUAACAGUGUAGUUAUGAAUCGCGAGGAAACCGAGCGAUAUAUAAACGUUGUGGUGACCACAAAUUUCUGGAAAGGUGAGCGAGGAGCGGAAAUCAAGUUCAUGUAUCCUGCACUCUAUCGUACGAGUUGCAUGCUUGAUAUAAGGUUUUUUCCGUACGAUCAACAAGAGUGCAAGCUGACCAUCUCCUCUUGGACAUCUUCCAAGAGCGAUAUCGAUUACGAGGCAGAGUUUGACAGUGUGAAUCUCGACAAUUUUAUUCCCAACGAGGAAUGGGUGGUGGUCAGCUUCAAAAUCAAUCGUGUCGAGGAGAAAUUCGUUUGCUGUCCAGAACCAUGGGUGUUGCUUGAAGCAGUUCUCGUUGUUCGAAGAAAACCUUUAUACUACAUUGUUAACCUAGUGAUACCAACAUCUGUAAUUACAAUGGUUGCAGUUACUGGUUUCUUCACAGCAGCUUCAACCAGUUCGGAAAGACGUGAAAAACUUUCACUUGGUAUCGAUUCAUUAUUGGCGAUGUCCAUUUUGAUGAUGAUGGUUUCUGAACAGAUGCCAACCACAAGCGAUUAUGUUCCACUUUUUGGUCUCUUCUAUCUCACCAUCAUAAUCGUUAUUUUUAUUGGUACACUAUUCACAGCGUUUAUACUCAAUAUUCAUCUCCAAAAAAUGUAUGCUCGACCUGUUUCACCACUUAUAUCUUUUAUUUUCUUCAAUAAGGUCGCUUCAUGGUUGCGCAUGUCUCCUCCUACAAUGUUACUAGAGUUAUGGGAGGAGACUGGAGUUCAUUUUGGUCGUUCGAAGAGAAAUAAUAAGUCACCAAAAUCAUCGAAGGCGAUUAACGUUCCGUCAAGCAGCUCGACGCACGAAUUCCUACUAAAAUCUCCUUCUGCGACAGCGUUUGAAUUCUCCUCACCUCAGAGAUCGCUGAUUCCUAAAACCCCAGAAGAAGCCGCUCUAUUGCGGAGCCAAAAAGCUCGGAAUAAUUGGAAAAGGCUGGCGAAGAAAGCAAGUGAGAAGGGAAGGAGGGAGAAAAUGAGCGGGAACGGUGACGCUCGACCUUCCCUCCAACCACGACCUUCGUUUCAAAGGGAUGGAGAGCCCGCUCCCCUGAUGCAAUGUCUGUCAGCACUUAGUACAACAGAAAAUAGUCUGCUUGAUAGCAAACUUAAAAGGAGGUACGCUCUGGAAUGGGAAUAUCUUGCCACUGUACUGGACAGACUAUUACUUAUUGUAUUUUCUUUGGUGGUUUUUCUUGUCACCUUCCUUAUGAUAUUGAUUGGAGAAGCAAUGCAUCUUUCUUAUGAACUUUCUUCUGAGUCAGUCAUUUCGUCGAAUCCGUGA
Messenger RNA from Necator americanus (New World hookworm), 1716 nucleotides. RefSeq lists its product as uncharacterized. The record is from RefSeq and is a predicted model, not a curated record. Gene Ontology annotation, molecular function: transmitter-gated monoatomic ion channel activity involved in regulation of postsynaptic membrane potential; transmembrane signaling receptor activity; excitatory extracellular ligand-gated monoatomic ion channel activity. Gene Ontology annotation, cellular component: synapse; plasma membrane; neuron projection. The transcript is spliced from 14 exons. Lineage: Eukaryota; Metazoa; Nematoda; Chromadorea; Rhabditida; Ancylostomatidae. Bases 1 to 1716 code for a protein of 571 amino acids. Gene Ontology annotation, biological process: monoatomic ion transmembrane transport; signal transduction; chemical synaptic transmission.